This is a messenger RNA of Penicillium olsonii, 1512 nucleotides long. The record is from the annotation of a GenBank genome assembly. Lineage: Eukaryota; Fungi; Ascomycota; Eurotiomycetes; Eurotiales; Aspergillaceae.
AUGUCUAAAAAUUCCCCCCGAUCAAUCGCCAGCGCUGGCAGCGAGUCAGCGGGAAGUAUACGCCAGCGCUCCACCGCUAGAGCGGACCGCUCAUCGUCCAACCCGGCUUCCUACAGCGGCGACAACGACACAGCACUUCCAUCGAUGGAGCUUCACUCGCAGCCAACUGUCACGCAUCGCCGCACGGGGAGCACGCUAAAGACAGUAAUGCGCAAGAUCUUCAAUCGCAAGCGACAGAGCCAGGCAGACGAAUUGGAAGAGACCCCAUGCGAGUCGGCAUAUUCCAUGCCGAGACGAAACACAGGACCGGUCAGAGGGAGACCAUUUCUGGCAGUGCCGCCGCCAUUGAAUCUGACUUCCAACCGAAGUAGCCCUCUUUCGGCGGAAAACCUCCAGCUUGCUGAAACGCACUUGUCCCCGCUUUCUCCACUAUCUCCGGCGUCCAUGCACUCACCCGGUGUUCCGCGUCGGAGGCGUGCCACGUUACCCAGCGUGAUUUUUUCGGAUGACGAAUCGCGCUAUGCCGUGGCCUCGACUGCAAUAUCGGAGCCACGGGAGGAAAUGAGCCAUGUGCAAGACCGACGACAUAGUCUGCUUUCCCACAGGCUUUCCCGAAGCACCGAAGCAUUGCAAGCACUGACGGAUCGCCAACCAGAGGUCGUUACCGCCUGGCCACCUCGCAAAUCAAGUGCCCGACCAGCUUCGGUGUCAGACACCAAGUCUCCGCGCUAUGAGAGCUCCAACAGUGGUCAAUCCCGCCGGCCGUCAACGGGCACGACCGUAACCAGUGUAACGCGUGCCUCUGCCGCCCCAUCAGUGACGGAAUCCGAGCACCAAGAACCCGCCCUCCCCUCCAACCUAGCAACUCUUGUACACACCAUGCAACACGAUGACAGCGUCACACUAGAACAACGCCUAACCACGCUCGAAGUGAAAAUGAUAGAUCUGGAAUUCGCAAUCGCGAGAAUGCAAACCAACGACUCCGACCCCCGUCACAAGCACCCCGUCUCAGACUCCCUCCCUUGCAAACCGGGCUUCAUCUCCCCCUCCAACCAAACAAGUCCUCUCCCCUCCAUCCGCCCCUCCAGCACAUCCACCAUCCGCCCUGAAAGAUCCCUCCGCCCCGCCCCAUCCGCCACCUCUCUCUCCGACUAUCAGGGUGUCUCCAUAGAACAAUACAGCACCCUAGUCACCCUGCUGCGCCGCGAACAAACGGCCCGCAGGAAUCUCGAAAGUCAAGUCGGGAGUCUAAGGGACGAUGUUCGUCUCCUGCAGCGUGCAGCCAUGGAAUCCAUCCAAUCCGGCAAUAUGCAACCAGCGCAUACAACCGACUCGCCCGAGUUCAUACGGUUCAGACGCGCGCUCGACGACAACUCCCACAACUCCCCACCACUGAGAUCGGAGGAAAAGCUCGACGCAGACUCCGAAUGGGAUCGCUCAGUCUAUUCUCGUGAUGAUCCCAUUGGUCCGAAAUGGGAGAGACAGAGGGUUGUCACGGCGCCAAUGAUUUGA